UUUUAUUCCUCUCUCUACAUCGAUACAAUCAAAGUUCCUGCUUCUAUAUAAACAAAUACUACUAAUAAAACUCUCUUCAUCUCUCUGUUUAGUUGAGCUGGGGAGAUCUAAAUUUCAAGACUGACCCAAAUUUCACUUUUUGGAUCUUGGAUUUAGACGUCUCAGUCAAGGGAUCUUCUCCAAAAAUCUCACUUUUUGGAAUUGGAAUCUUUGAAGGGAUUUUAAGAUACUUUAUGAGUAUGGGUGUGGAGAGUUUGGAAACUGAGUUGCCCCAUGUCCCUGUGGAGACAAAACUGGAAGGAGACAUCUUGUUGCAGAAGGAAAAUGGAAUACUGAAUCAAGACUCAGGUAUAACAUUUGGUUCACAUGGAACAGAAGAGCCAGUUAAAAAAGAGGCGAGUAAUUUGCCAGAAAAUACCAUUCCCAAGGAUGCAGUUGAUGAGUGGCCUGAACCUAAGCAGAUCCACACCUUCUAUAUGGUCAAAUAUCGGUUAUAUGACGACCAGAAAACCAAAUUCAAGUUGGACCAGGCUGAUAAAGAGCUUAGAAAGUUCAACCAAGCUCAAAAUCAGAUCAUGGAAAAAAUAAGGGCAAAAAAAGCAGAUCGAGCUCAAGUGAAUUCUCAAUUGAAGACUUUUAUUGAUGAAAGUAAGCAGUAUAGACAAAUCAUAGAUGAGAAGAGGAAAGAAAUAGAGCCUUUGCAUCAGGCUUUAGGCAAAUUGCGCAAUUCAAACACAGGGGGUAGAGAGAAGACCUUUUUAUGCUCUUCUCAGGAAGAGCUAAAUGAAGUUAUCAAGAGCUUAGAAAACCGCAUACAACAUGAGAGCAUUCCCCUGUCUGAAGAGAAGCAAAUAAUUAGAGAAAUCAAACAAUUAGAAGCAACACGGGAGAAAGUUAUUGCCAAUGCUGUUGUGAGGGCUAAGAUUGAGGAUUCACUGGGAGAGAAGGAAGCCAUUCAAGACCAGGUUAAGCUGAUAGGUUCUGGUCUGGAUGGAGUUUGGAAAGAGAAGAAAGUAGUUCAGGCUAAGGUUGAUCAGCUUGAUAAAGAGAAGAAGGCCAUAAAUCUAGUGAUUGAUUCUUUAGAGGAAGAAUCGAAGGCUAUUUCAGUGGAUAGACAGAAGGUUUAUGACAGGAUUCGGGAACUAAGGAAACAGCUUGAUCAAGGGAAUGCUCCCUAUUAUCAAAAUCGUACUACCUUGAUAAAGGCCAGAGAGCUUGCGGCCAGAAAAGACGUUGAAGGUCUUCGCAAUUUUGCUAGUACAGAGGUGGAUACAUUUAUGUCCUUGUGGAGUAGUACCAAGGCGUUUAGGGAUGAUUAUGAGAUGAGAAUUUUGCCUAGUCUUGACAUGCGACAACUGAGCAGGGACGGACGAAUGAGAAACCCCGGUGAGAAGCCAUUAGUGGUAAAAGAGUCACCACCUCCUGCUCAAACUGAGAUAGUAGCAAAACCACAACCCAAACAGGUGAAGGAAGAUUCCACCAAUAUCAACCAGAAAGAGAAAAGUACGAAGCAACCAAAGGAACCUACUAAGGAAGUACCAAUUCCUGAAAGUACCGUAGAGGUCAGUGCUGUGAAAGAUGGUGAGUUCGAAAAGGCAGAAAAAGAUCCUCUUCCGGUGAAAAAAAAAGUUGACGAGGCAAAGCUGAAGGAGUUAAAGAGAGAGGAAGAGAUAGCCAAGGCUAAGCAGGCCCAGGAAAGAAAGAAGAAAUUGGCAGAGAAAGCGGCAGCGAAAGCAGCUAUAAAAGCUCAGAAGGAAGCUGAAAAGAAACUACAGGAUCGCGAGAAAAAAGCAAAGAAAAAAGCCACUGCAUCUGGAUCUGUGGCAACUGAGGAACCAACUGAAACAACAGCUGAUAUCGUCUCUGAAACAGGAACAGCAGAAGAGGUUGUUCAGGCAGCAGCUGCACCGAAGACCAAGGAAAGAAAAGAGAAAACUACAGUGCGGUCGAGGGGCAAAGUCAAGGGCCCAGAUCCACUCCCUAAGAUCAUACUCAAAAGGAAGAAAGCAACAAACUACUGGACUUGGGCAGCAGCUCUAGCGGCCAUCUUAGCAGUGUUGCUUGCAGUGCUCGGAUACUAUUAUAUGAUGUGAAGACAUAUGAUGUGAAGACCCGUAAUGCAAGUCAGCAGGUACAAAUCGACGAUGGGCCAAAUUUUGUGUUUGGCAAAUGAUGUCAGUGGCCGAGUAAAGUUACAUGAAAGUACUUUUUUCUCUUUAUAUUUCCGUACACUUUUUGGCAGGAAGAUGGACAUGAAACUUCUGUAUUUGGUUUUUGUUUCAUUCUAGAGAUCAGGCAGUUGGAAAAAUUUAGCUGAGGCAGAGUACUUGUUUUUCAAUUUGAAGUUUUGGUUUUUGAAUCAUUACUUGUUUUGUAAUUUGAUAAUGCUGUGCAUUGAUGAGUAGACUUGCAUCAACAUUAAUUUUAUUUAUUCAGUCAAUACCUUCACA
Messenger RNA from Daucus carota subsp. sativus, 2450 nucleotides. Its product is annotated as proton pump-interactor 1. The coding region runs from base 234 to 2093 and encodes 619 amino acids. The record is from RefSeq and is a predicted model, not a curated record. NCBI's taxonomy places the organism in Eukaryota, Viridiplantae, Streptophyta, Magnoliopsida, Apiales, Apiaceae. The transcript is spliced from 8 exons.